This is a messenger RNA of Pocillopora meandrina, 5238 nucleotides long. NCBI's taxonomy places the organism in Eukaryota, Metazoa, Cnidaria, Anthozoa, Scleractinia, Pocilloporidae. The record is from the annotation of a GenBank genome assembly.
AAUUUAUUCCAAGAUGGCGGAGGUUGAAAAUUUACUUCUCUCACUGAUUGAGAAAGAAAUCCCCGAAGGACGACAAGCAUUGAGAGAUGGCCAUGAAAAUCUGGCUAAGGUAGCAGAAUACUGCGAAAAGAAAUAUCUGGAGACAAACAAUCGGUUUAAAUCGGGCGGAGACAGGGCGAAAGCGCUCGAGGAGUCAAGGGCUGUUCUCGACGAGACGAAACAAUUCGCGACGCAGUCCCUGGCCAGUGUAGCUUAUCAGAUAAAUUCCUUAGCUAUGAACAUGCUUGGCCUGUUAGAUCAACAAGUUUUGAAGUUACAGGAAAUGGAGUCGCGGAUAAAUCAUAUAUCGGAGGUAUGUUAAAUAUACCUACAGAUUUGUCAGUAAAUCAAAACCGGAGUGAACACACCACGAAAUGUAAAUAAAGUUGAACUGAUGUUGCUUCAAGAUGCAAAACUAUGUCCAUUACAGUGAAAGUGACCUCUUCAUAUCAAUUAAUUACUUGUAAUGUGAAUUUAAACCAGCUUAGAAUUAUUCAUUUUUAAAAGGUAUGUGAUAAACUUUAUUUAAAUUUUAUUUUUUAUUUGGCAACUUUUUCCUGAGGAAAGAGAGGAUUACCAUCAAAGUAACAUCCUUCUUCAGUGGAUAAACAUGGAUGAUGAUUGAAAAACCCUCUUUUUGAUACCUGCCAAAUUUUUUUCUUAAGACGCAGGAUUUUAUACGGCGCGCACAGUACGUUCUUGAAUUGAACCUGAACAUAUACGUAGAAUUUAGAAAAUUUCCAAAGAAGUUCAGAAUAUUUCUGACUAUAUUGCAAAGGUUUCUUGAAGAGUGGAGGCAAAUUUCUUUACAGUGCUCUCUCUUCAACAAUCUUAGGUUCAACUCAAUGUUAGAUCAUUCAACAUCAACACUAUCAUGUGUACAAAAAUGUACUAAAGAAAAUAAAAAAAUUGUAGAACUCUUUAAAAGGAUACAAAAGUAGGGAACAAAAAAUUAAAACAUUUUAUGACACAAAGCUUAUCCAGUUACAGGUAUCCUGUUUAUUUACUGUUUUUUUUAGGCUUUAUCAAAUAAGUUAUAGGCUUCUAAAACCCUGUGAGUUCAUGGCUUGUGUAGUUAUAACUCCUGUAAGACAGCUUGGUUCUGAAAGCCUGAAAGCAUCUUACCUAUCCACUACAGUGAUUACAUAUGGGCAAACUUUUUAGGGCUGUGUUGGUGGGAUCACAAGUCUUUUGAUUCACAGUUAAAAUCAUGCCUAAGGCAUGGUAAUUGGGGGCAUGGUUUAUGGUCUAUGUUUGAAAUUCUCAUGGUACAGUUAAUUAUUACCAGUAAUUCAGGGGCAUAGCCAAGAUUUUUUAAAAGGGGGAUUACACUCUGUCAAGCAGAGGAUAUGCACCAGUUUUUUCCACCUGAAUAUUAUUGGUUGUUUGUCUAACUCACAAAGGGGGAAUCACAGGCAUCCCAGGACCCCCUAGCUAUGCCCUUGUGAUUUUAACCAACCACUGUAUUGGUCUUGUUAGACUGUUGACAUUCACAAAGAGAAAGUGGCUCGAAGGGAGAUAGGUGUGUUAGCAUCAAGCAAAUCAACUGGACGCACUCACAGAAUCAUAGCCCCAGCUGAGCAAGAGAAGCCUGUCAGAUACAGCAGAAGAACAACUGAUUAUUCCCUGCUUGAUCAAUUAGGUAAAUAGUUUUUUGUAAAAUUAACCUUAAGUACAAUUUGGCUUAAAAAUUUAGAGGCUUUAAUUUUGGUUUUUGGCAGAUUAGUGGGCCAGUCUUUAAUCUGUAUAAAAAAGGGAAAACUCUAUGAAUAAGUGAAUGUGACAAUUCAUGUUUUUGGCCCACCUUUUUUGAUUGAAUUUUCCAUCUUGGAAUUGUCAAAUGCCUAGUUCUCUGCUUAAUCAAAUUUGUGUGUCAGAACUGUUUGAAGAGCUUUGUCUUUUGCAGGGCAUGGAGUCAAGACAAGUGAUCGUCAAGAUAGCCGGCGCCGUCAAAGCAGCAAGAAAGUGAAGCCACAACAGCAACAAGCUGCAAACAGGGGGAGCCAGCGCCAACCAGUUGCAGGGACAACGAGAAGAGCACCACUUAUUAAGCCUCCACCUCCUCCUGUUCCUCCACCAAUGCCUCCUUCUGUUCCCUCCUCAGAACUAGGUCCAACCCCUCCUCCUUCUGUGCCUGUUCCACCUGCUACUCCAUCAUUACCAGGUGAUGGUGCCAUAGUCCCCCCACCUCCUCCACCCCCAGGAAUGCCUUCUGUUCCAUCACCCACUGGCAUACCACCUCCACCACCACUCCCUGGUUUUGUAUCCCCUCCUCCCUACCCCAGUAUGGGAGGACAAGUACCUACCCCACCCCCUCCUCCAGCUUUGAAUGCACAUGGUGGUGCAAUGAACCUUCCUCCACCAGGUAAAUAUAUUUUUACAGAACUGCAUUUACUUGAUUUAACAUUGCUUUUGCAUUAAUUUUUCUUUAGAGUUUUCAGUGUGUCAUUUAUUUGAGGACAACUUCCAUCUCAUUUUAUAUAUCAGAUAACAACUGGGAAAAAUCGCUUUAAUGAAGAAAUGUAAAAUGGUUUCCGUGUUUACACAACCUGAUGUAAACACGCUGGAGGUUGGGAGAACAUGAGAUAAGUGUAGGAAACCACGACGCGAAGCAGAGUGGUUUCCAGCUUAUCGAGUGUUUUCCCAACCUCCCGCGUGUUUACAUCAGGCUAUGUAAAUACGGAAACCAUUUUACAUUUCUUUUAUAAAAUAACUAAUGAAAGAGGAACAAAAACCGUGUUUACAUACGCUCAUGUAAAAUGGUUUUAUGGCCAAUCAGAGUGCACGUACUAUUUGAAUUAUUUUAUAAAUUGUCUUGUUAAACAGAAGCAAGUGUAAAUGAAGAGGGAUGGUACUAGUUCAGUAAAAGUCAUGGCAUUCUUUACACUUAAAGAUUAGAUCUUGUUCAGAGAGUUUCUUAGUUAUGGCUUUCCUUAUUGUCAUUUCAGAUUUGAUUCCCCCAUCAGAAGUUGAUGGAGAGAGCACUUAUGAAUCUGUGGUUGGUAAGGAAGCAGUCUUGUCAACUGAAAGCUUAAAGCCUUAUCAGUGCUCCAAACUCUUUGUUUUUCAAAGUCAAAUCUUAUAAAGUUCAUAAAUUAUACUGUUUUCUUGAUAUUCAGAUGCAAUGGGUUUGCCCCCACCCCCACCCUCUGAAGAUGACUUUUACCAGGCCCCAUCAUCCCUUCCCAUGCCUGCACCACCAGAAGAUUUGUAUCAGGUGCCACCCCCACCAGUGGAGGGACAGUCUGGUGUUCCUGAUAACUAUAUUGAGAAAGGUAUGUUAAGUGAAUGGAACUGAGUAAACGAUGGUGAUUUAGGACAUUUUGAAUCCUUUGCACUCUAACAUCAGUAUGCAUGUUCUCCAUACUGUUCCUUUCAAUUUCUAAGGUACUGACAAGGAGAAUUUGUUUAACAAUCAAAAGUUUCUUUACUUGGUGGGCAUUCCCUACAUUCUUAUAGCCUUAAUUUUGAUUCAGGUGUGAUGUUGUUAGAAGAAAUUAGAUGCUGAUCAAUUAUCGUUUGUAUGAAUCACCUCUAGCUAUGCUUAUACUCAUGCACUGUAGUGCUACUCUGUAUUCCGAUGAUUAAACAUGCAUAAAACCUGCAAUUCUCUUGUUUACUCACACAAAGAGCUAACACCUGAGAGUUGAGCUUUGAAAAUGCACCACAGCAAUUCAACUGUCUUAGGUAUUUUGGUAGAUCAUAGUUGACAACACAUUCAGUGUUGUGUACAUUAUUGCUUUUUUUCAUUCUUUCAGUGGUGUCCCUGUACAGCUAUGCUCAACAGAGAGAUGAUGAACUCACAUUCGAUGAAGGAGUGAUCAUUUAUGUUGUCAAGAAAAAUGAUGAUGGUUGGUUUGAGGGUGUCACAGAAAGUGGUGUUACUGGUCUCUUUCCAGGAAACUAUGUGGAAGCUUGUCUUUGAUUCAAGACGUCUCAUUUGGUGAACCAAUUAUAAAAUGUAACUAGAAGUUUGGCACUGAAAGAGAACUUCAAAAUCAGAGGUUUAGCUGAUUACAGACACUGCUUUACAUGAAAGCUAGAAUCUUGCUUAAGUGACAGGCUUUGAGUUCACUGAUAAUCCCUUGUUGACAUUUUUUCUGUUAAUUCUCAUCAUUUGUUGUCUUGAUAUUGUUUAAAUAUUGCAAGGAGAAAUUGUAUCUUGGUCACUUAUGGGGGUUAAAGGAUUCAGAAAUCAGCUAAGCUUGCAGCUAAUGAUCACACAUAAACCUUCAAGUAAAGCCUGAUAAACUGGUUAGAAGCAUUGUACAUUUUAGAGGCACUUCCUUUAGAAUAAUUAACAAUUAUUUACCAAAUGGAGGUGAAUAGUGGUGGGUAUUUACCUGGCCACAAAGUGGCAAGGUAAAUAUCCACCACUUUCAAUGACACUGAAAUGAAUAAUUAUUUUAGUAUAUACCACACAUGUACCAAAAUACUAGUUUGUCUCUUUCAAUAUACGAAAGAAAGGUUGGAAAUGAACCUCGAUGCAUGAUUUUGUCUCACCAGCUUCUCGGAGGUGAAUAGUACUCGCUAUUCACCCCCAAACUAGCCAAUCAGCAUGCAUGAAAAGAACUAUUCAUUUGUGUGGUAUAUACUGAAUACUUGAUAAAGAAGGAAGUGUCUAAUGCUGCCAUUGAUGCUUGCUGAAAUACAUCAUAUUCUAAAAUAUUUUUUAUGAGGAAUAUAGUUAAGAUUAUCAACAGCUGGUUGGUAGUAGGUUAUUACAUAGUCUAUUUUUUGUAUAAAAUCGGGUUUAUGUUAAAGACCAGAAACAUAUAUGGAACAGCCUUUAGGGAUAACGUUUUUAUGGGUCUCCUUUAACACCCCUUUACAGUCAUAAAUUCAAGGUAUCUUUUUUGUUAUGUAGUUUGGUAAAGAAGAGAAAAAUGGAAUUUUGAUAUCACGAGAUAUUCAUUUGAUGGGGGAGGAAUGUUAGAAAAGAACACACUCAAAAAUGAGAAUUAGUAUUUUUAAUCUUAUAACUUGUGUAUAAUAAAGUAUCUAUGAAGCUGUAUAUUUAAUUGGUUAUCUACACUACAAUUCAAGGUUGUCUUUAGGUGGUGCUCUCUAGAAUUAUACCUUUGCAGAUAAUCUAUGUUGAUUUGUGAAUUUAUCCUCCUUAAUCCUUAAUUGAUCAUUAAAAUUAAAUUUUCCAUUGGCUUUAAGCAUCUCUUUUAGAGGAGAGAAGAAGACAAAAAA